UUUCUCUCUAAACGUUGAAAUUGAAACCAUCUCAUCCCAUUGAGAAAAAGAAUUAAGUCAUAAAUUUUGUGUUAAUUUGAUUUUGAGAGUUUGUGAAAAUGCAGGCAGCAAAGAAAGCAGUUGAGACCAUUAAGGAAACCGCAGCCAACAUUGGCGCCUCUGCCAAAUCUGGCUUGGAGAAGACCAAAGCUACCGUUCAGGAGAAGAGUGAGAGGAUGAGUGCACGUGACCCAAUGCAGAAGCAAAUGGCAACGGAGAAGAAAGAGGAGAGGAUCAACCAUGCAGAGAUGGGGAAACAGGAGGCACGUGAGCAUAAUGCUGCGACCAAAAUGUCUGCAAAUGCUGGUCACGUGACGGGGGGCCAACAAUACACCGCAAGUGGGCCCGCCACUGAGACUGCCGCUGCUGGAUACUCCACAAGUGGUACGUAUGGAUCCGGACAACAAUUGGCCACUGACCAUAAUAUGUCAACAAUGCCUGCCCAUGGACAUGGGAUUGGGUAUGGGCUUGGACGUGAAAAAGAUAUGUUGGGCUCACACCCAAUUGAGACCAAUACUGGAAUGGAUACGACCGCGGCCCAUAAUAUCCACGCGGGUGAAACUGUCCCUGGGAGUGGACCUCAUCAUUAUUAGUUAAAGUUUGAAUUUGAAUGUCUAUUUGUGAGUAUGUUCUUAAUGUUUUAUCAACGUCUAGUUUCGUGUACUAGUGCUACUAGUCACACCUGUUGUUUGUCUUUUUAUGUUUAGAUAUGAGACCAAAUGUUGUAAGGUACAUGGCACGACUUGUGCCGUUAACAUGCUCUAUCUGUUUGCUUCAUUAAAUAAAUGAAAGUGUGCUUGUGAUGCUUA
Molecule: messenger RNA, 848 nt
Organism: Cicer arietinum (chickpea)
Lineage: Eukaryota; Viridiplantae; Streptophyta; Magnoliopsida; Fabales; Fabaceae
Product: 11 kDa late embryogenesis abundant protein-like
Biological process (GO): embryo development ending in seed dormancy
Source: RefSeq, a predicted model, not a curated record